AAAGCGGAAGUGCGUCCGUUUUGUGGCGCUUCCGCGUUUUCAUUCUCGGUCAUUUGAUCUUUGAUUGGGUUAUUUUAUCUGCGUGUUGUCAGUUUUCCGACGUUUUUAUUAGAUCGGGGUCAUUUGAGAUCUCAAACACAACAGGUAUGGAUAAAAUACACGUUUUGCUGUCGAUAUUUGUCGUUCUGAUGAUUCGUGACUCAUUUAGUGAAGCAGCAACAAGAACAACAACAACACAAACUAAAACUACAACUGCGAGAUCACCUACAACCCGUCCACCUGUCCGCAAACCAUGUAACACUCUGACUUCCUGUGACAGCUGCCUCACCAAUGUUUCAUGUUUGUGGUGUCAGACCAACAACACCUGUACAGAUUAUCCGGUGUCUUAUAUAAUCCCCCCGAGCUCCGUGUGUAAACUGUCUCAGGCCCGCUGGGGUGUUUGCUGGGUAAAUUUUGAGGCGUUGAUCAUCGCUAUGGCAGUGGUGAGCGGUGUGCUGCUGGUGGCCGUCACAGUCUGCUGCUGUUGCUGCUGUUGUUGCAGACGCCGCCGCUCCACAAGGGUUGAUCGGGAUGAGGAGCAGUACGCCAGAAGACGAGAAGAGAUCACACAGAGGGCUGAUGACCGGAGGGCAGAGAGGAGAACAAAACAUGAUCAAAUCCGCAAGAAGUAUGGUUUAAUCCCAGAUUCUGAUCAUCCGUACAGCAAAUUUGAGAACGAGUGAAGUCUCAGAUGUCCAGCGGUGGAAACUCAUCAGCACAUUCUCUGAACAAACAGAUUUCUGUGGGUUCGCUCGAGAUGCCGAUACUGAGAUUACCUUGUUCACCCUUUCAUUGGUUAUUUACUCGUCACUCUCUGCUCUCUCUCCAAACACAUCAGCAUCACAUUUUAAUGCUUAACACACAUGAUCGAUGGAAAAAACCAAAGUGGCUCUUGGACCAUCAGUAAUUAUUUUCUCUUUUAAAGCUAGAAACUGUUGAAGCAGAAGUUCUGUCAUUUUGUCUGUAGAACAAACAAGCUUCCAACAUUGUUUAUUUGUAGAAUCUAAACGCAGCUCUUAGUUCAUCUAUAUAAUGAAAACAUCUGUCACAUGUCAAAUGAGACUAAAACUGUCAUAAAUGUAGUUGAUUUGAAUCCUCUGAAGUCAUUCUGUAGUUUUGUGUGAGAACCAGAUGCUUCUAAUAAUCUCUGCGUCAGAUAUCAUAUCUCAUUUUCUCUUUAGCAUGUUUAAAUAUGUGCAUGUGUUGAGUUAAACUGAAUGAAGAUUUUAAGGGUACAGCAUCAGUAGACGUAGCUCAUACGUCCAUUGUUUGAUAUUGUAAAUGUGAGAGAGACGUGAAUGCCAUGUUGGCGAUCUCUUCUGCUUACGUUUGAAAGGACAUGAGCUGACAACUGAUUUUUUGGGGGUAAUGUUUUCUUUGAAACACGCUGAUUUGUUUGUGGUAAGACAAUUGAAACCAUAGUUUUAAAUCACUCUCGCUUCUGUGAAAUGACUUAGAUGUUUGUAAUUAUGCGUGUUCUUAUUACAACAUUUCCUAAUAAAAACAAGCUUUUAAAGAAGUGCAA
Triplophysa dalaica is the source of this 1564-nucleotide messenger RNA. RefSeq names its product pituitary tumor-transforming gene 1 protein-interacting protein. Gene Ontology annotation, cellular component: nucleus; cytoplasm. Gene Ontology annotation, biological process: protein import into nucleus. NCBI's taxonomy places the organism in Eukaryota, Metazoa, Chordata, Actinopteri, Cypriniformes, Nemacheilidae. The record is from RefSeq and is a predicted model, not a curated record. The coding region runs from base 147 to 722 and encodes 191 amino acids. The transcript is spliced from 7 exons.